Molecule: messenger RNA, 279 nt
Organism: Puccinia graminis f. sp. tritici CRL 75-36-700-3
Lineage: Eukaryota; Fungi; Basidiomycota; Pucciniomycetes; Pucciniales; Pucciniaceae
Exons: 2
Coding region: 1-279 (92 amino acids)
Source: RefSeq, a predicted model, not a curated record
AUGACAUACAGGCCUGUAUGGGCCUGUACUUCCGAAUAUUGGAAGAAUGAAAAAAAAAAUUUCUUCGACCGGUCCCCGCCGACCAGCGGCCCACCAAAUUCCGCAUCCGACCAGCCAGAAACCCCAUCCGCCCUCCCAAAAUUGAUCCCGCUGCCGUCGAUUGACCUCGAUUGGGAUAUUCCGCAUUUACAUCGCGAACAAGGCGACCAAGUAGAUCCGGGUGGGCCCAUGACACCGUUGACUCCUACCCUCCAUGCCUGUGAGGAUGCCUUUUGUUGA